Balearica regulorum gibbericeps (East African grey crowned-crane) is the source of this 2595-nucleotide messenger RNA. The record is from RefSeq and is a predicted model, not a curated record. Lineage: Eukaryota; Metazoa; Chordata; Aves; Gruiformes; Gruidae.
AUGAACAAUUCAGACAGCAGAAUAAAUCCUAGACAACUGGGAACUCCCAGAGGUAUUAAAGCAGAGUGAGGAUCCUAUACUGCUGUCCCAACAUCAGGUGAUAGAAAGAAUCGAAAUAAACCCACUCGAGGGAGGAAGAAGAGUAUAUUUGAAGCCUACAUGUCAAAAGAAGAUAAAAAAAAGAGAGCUAAUUCAGGUUGUCUACUCCAGGGACCCUUGAGAAUAAAUCCUAAGAAGUACCAUGAAGCCUUCAUUCCAUCUCCAGAUGGGACUCGCGAUAUAUUUAUUGAUGGAGUGGUUGCUCGCAACAGAGCCCUGAAUGGUGACAUCGUGGUAGUGAAACUGCUUCCCAAGGAGCAAUGGAAGGUAAUAAAGCCAGAUGGUAGUGACAAAGAAACAGAAGCCACACAUGAAUCAGAUGUCCCUGAGGAUAUGUUGGGGACUUGUGUUCCUCGAGAGACAGCGAAAGGCGAUGCUAAAAGUCCGGAUGUCAUUAUAGAAGCUCAGUUUGAUGAUAAUGAUGCAGAGCAUGGACAAGACCACUUGCAGGAUACGUUGGCUGAUGACAUUAAGAAACUUUCCCUGGAUACCGGUGCAAAGGGUGAAAAAGAUGGCACUGCUCCUGUAACAAAGCAAGACGAUGGACCCAAGGUGAAUGAUCCCAGGCUCCUCCCAGAUAAGUUUCUUCAAAGGACAGCCAAGGUGGUCUAUAUUUUGGAAAAGAAGCAUUCCCGAGCAGCUACGGGCUUCAUCAAGCUUCUGGCGGACAAGAACAGUGAGCUCUUCAGGAGAUGUGCCAUGUUCUCACCUGUGGACCACAGAGUGCCCAGGGCCUAUGUGUCCUUGGCUGAUUGCCCUCCAGACUUUGUGACCAGGCCUGAGGACUAUUCAAAUAUGCUCUUCAUCUGUCGCAUAGUGGACUGGAAAGACGACAGCAACUUUGCAACAGGGCAGUUGGCCAAAAGUCUUGGGCAGGCUGGGGAGAUCGAGCCGGAAACGGAAGGGAUCCUGAUGGAGUACGGUGUAGAUUUCUCUGACUUUUCCCCUGAAGCCCUGGAAUGUCUUCCCCAGAGCCUGCCCUGGGUUAUCUCACCAGGAGAGCUGGCCAAAAGAAGAGAUUUAAGGAAAGAAUGCAUUUUCACCAUCGACCCAUCAACUGCCAAGGAUCUUGAUGAUGCUUUGUCCUGUAAACAACUCCCUGAUGGGAACUUCGAAGUCGGCGUUCACAUCGCAGAUGUAAGCUACUUUGUCUUGGAAGAAACAGCACUGGAUAAAGUAGCGAGCGAAAGAGCAACUAGUGUCUAUCUAGUGCAAAAGGUGAUCCCGAUGCUUCCCAAGCUGCUCUGUGAGGAGUUAUGCAGUCUCAAUCCCAUGCGAGAUAGGCUGACUUUCUCUGUGAUGUGGAAGGUGACUCCAGAAGGCAAGAUCCUUGAUGAAUGGUUUGGGCGGACGGUCAUCUGCUCCUGCGUGAAGCUAAGCUAUGACCAUGCACAGAGUAUGAUUGAAAGCCCUGGGAAGGUGUUCUCACCUGAAGAACUUCCCCCUGUCUCCCCUCAACACUCAAUAGCUGAGAUCCAGCAAGCUGUGCUGAACCUGCAUCGAAUCGCCCAGCACCUCCGCAAACAGCGCUUCAUCGAUGGUGCUCUGCGCUUAGACCAGCUGAAGCUCUCGUUUACCUUGGACCAGGAGAGUGGGAUGCCUCAAGGCUGUUAUAUCUAUCAGUACCGGGACAGCAACAAACUGGUGGAAGAGUUCAUGCUGCUCGCGAACAUGGCCGUGGCCCAUCAGAUCUACCGCUCCUUCCCUGAGCAGGCCCUGCUUCGCCGCCACCCCCCACCCCAGACCAAGCUACUGAAAGACCUCAUGGAGUUUUGCAACCAAGUCGGCCUUGACAUUGACUUCAGCACCGCGGGGACCCUGCAUAAAAGCUUAAAUGAAACAUUUGGGGCUGACAAAUACUCCGAAGCCAGGAAAGAAGUGCUGACCAACAUGUUCUCCAGGCCCAUGCAGAUGGCUCUCUACUUCUGCACCGGCGUCCUGGAGGACGAGACCCUCUUUCGCCACUACGCCCUGAACGUGCCCUUCUACACGCACUUCACCUCACCCAUCCGCCGCUACGCUGAUGUCAUCGUGCACCGUCUCCUCUCUGCCUCGCUUGGUGCCAGCUCCCCCAUCAAGAUGGAGAAAGAGGCCAUCCAGAGACAGGCAGAUCACUGCAACGACCGGAAGAUGGCUUCCAAGAGGGUGCAGGAGCUCAGCACCGACCUCUUCUUCGCCAUCUUUGUCAGGGAGUGCGGUCCUCUGGAGUCAGAGGCCAUGGUGAUGGGUGUCCUGAAUGAGGCCUUUGAUGUCCUGGUGCUGAAGUUUGGAGUCCAGAAGCGCAUCUACUGCAACGCGCUGCCCUUGCUGGGCUUCCACUUCCAGAAGGUGGGGAGGAAGCCGGAGCUGACACUCAUGUGGGAGCCAGAGAAGCUGGAGCAGGAAUCUGUGCCCCAGGUGAUCACCAUUUUCACGCUGGUGGAGGUUGUGCUGACAUCGGACGGUGUCCCGCUCAAGUACAGUGCCCUGCUCAAGAGACCGAGCUUGGAGAAGUGA